CGGCCUGUGAUUGGCUGUCUGUGUGCGUGCGUGCGCGCCGUCUUCCCUGCUAAUCCGCCCUGCUUCUGUUCCGGCUGCUCCGCUGCUGUUUCCACCGGCUUCUACCGACCGACCGACCCGCUGUCCUCGCGCUCUCUUCGGGCCGAAAACACCGACACGACCCGAGGAACAACAGCCGACAUACGGUUGUCGCUUGUUUCUUGGCUUGUGUGGUGCAACUGCCGGCUGGCGUCCUCUUCAGGGACAGCAGGCUCUCAGACGCUGUGAUCCAUGAGGACUUGGCUCCCCAUAAUCCGCCAAAGAGCAUUAGCGUGCUAAGUUUAACUCGCAGGGCUGCGAGUCGUCGUUGCUGCCACCAUGAUGCAGAUCUCCGAGCCCUACAACCCGAAGAACUCGCUGUUCAACACCAUGAACCGCUUCAUCGGCGCCGUCAACAACAUGGACCAGACGGUGAUGGUGCCCAGCCUCCUGCGGGACGUCGAGGACGUAAAGACGGGGGCGGAGGGCGCCUCCAACGGCGGCGACGCCUACUACGUCCAGGACGGCGACAUGUACAGCUCCUACGUGCUGUUGAAGUCCAUCCGCAACAACAUCGAGUGGGGCGUCCUGCACGGCGACGGCGGUGGGGACGAGAAGCAGUUGGCGGCGGCGGCGGAGGGGCAAGACGACGUGGACGUUGACCUGGAGAAACAGUUUCAUUUCCACCUGAAGGGACUCCACACGGUUCUGUCCAAGCUGACGUGUAAGGCCGACACGCUCACCAGCCGCUACAAGGAGGAAAUCUCUCCGUUAAAAAAAACUCUCCAUUAAUCGGGUCGUUUUGGUGUCAAAACAGUCUUCUUCCAACUCGUUUUAGUGUGUAUAGAGCAGCAUAUCUCCACCAGACUCCAUGUAGAUAAUCACUACUUUUAGCGUGUAUAGA
Molecule: messenger RNA, 922 nt
Organism: Etheostoma cragini (Arkansas darter)
Lineage: Eukaryota; Metazoa; Chordata; Actinopteri; Perciformes; Percidae
Product: mid1-interacting protein 1-B-like
Exons: 2
Coding region: 358-810 (150 amino acids)
Biological process (GO): regulation of lipid biosynthetic process
Cellular component (GO): cytosol
Source: RefSeq, a predicted model, not a curated record